This is a messenger RNA of Neogale vison (American mink), 5937 nucleotides long. It is a transcript of the gene SORCS2, whose product is annotated as sortilin related VPS10 domain containing receptor 2. The record is from RefSeq and is a predicted model, not a curated record. Gene Ontology annotation, cellular component: membrane. Gene Ontology annotation, molecular function: protein binding. NCBI's taxonomy places the organism in Eukaryota, Metazoa, Chordata, Mammalia, Carnivora, Mustelidae. The transcript is spliced from 27 exons. Bases 58 to 3579 code for a protein of 1173 amino acids.
UCGCCCGGCCGCGGUCUCCGUCGCCCGCGCCCGCCCCGCCGCCGCCCCUCGGCGACUAUGGCGCCCCGGGGCCCCCCGCAUUCCCCGAAGGGCCCCGGCCCAGCCGCUCGAGCCUCGAGCCCGGGGGCGCCGCCGCCGCCGCCGCCGCGCUCGCCGCGCUCGCCGCCGCUCCUGCUGCUGCUGCUGCUGCUGGCCGCCUGCGGGGCGGCGGGGCGCUCCCCCGAGCCCGGGCGCCUGGGUCCCCGCGCGCUGCUGACCCGGGUACCGGCGAGCCCGCCCGCGGGGCGCGCGCUGCCUGGCGGCGACGAGGACCGGCAGGCGCGCGGCGCGGAGCCCGGCGUCCCGGGGCUCGGUCCCGCUCCAGGUCCCGGCGAGGACGGCGCCCCCGCCGCGGGCCAGGGGCGCUGGGCGCGGGCGGCUCCCGGGGCCGGAGCGGCUUCGCGGGCGCAGGUCUCGCUCAUCAGCACGUCGUUCGUGCUCAAGGGGGACGCAACGCACAACCAGGCGAUGGUGCACUGGACGGGCGAGAACAGCAGCGUGAUCUUGAUCCUGACGAAGUAUUACCAUGCAGACAUGGGGAAGGUUCUGGAAAGUUCUCUGUGGCGGUCCUCGGACUUCGGGACAUCCUACACCAAGCUCACCCUCCAGCCUGGCGUCACCACGGUCAUCGACAACUUCUACAUUUGCCCUACGAACAAGAGAAAGAUUGUCCUGCUGAGCUCCUCGCUCAGUGACCGGGACCAGAGUCUGUUCCUCAGCACGGAUGAGGGGGCCACCUUCCAGAAGCAGCUCAUCCCCUUCUCGGUGGAGACUCUGAUUUUCCACCCCAAGGAAGAGGACAAGGUCCUGGCCUACACCAAGGAGGGCAAGCUCUAUGUGUCAUCGGACCUGGGGAAGAAGUGGACACUUCUGCGGGAGCGAGUGACCAAAGACCACGUGUUCUGGGCCGUGUCUGGGGUGGACGCCGACCCUGACUUGGUCCACAUGGAAGCCCAGGACCUCGGAGGAGGGUUUCGCUAUGUCACCUGCCAGAUCUACAACUGCUCCGAGAAGACUCUGACGGCUCCAUUCCCGGGUCCCAUCGACCAAGGCUCUCUGACCGUGCAGGACAAUUACAUCUUCUUCAAGGCAACUUCAACCAACCGGACCAAAUACUACAUCUCUUAUCGUCGCAGUGAAUUUGUCCUGAUGAAGCUGCCAAAGUACGCGCUGCCAAAGGACCUGCAGGUCAUCAGCACGGACGAGAGCCAGGUGUUUGUGGCGGUGCAGGAGUGGUACCAGACGGACACCUACAACCUGUACCAGUCGGACCCACGUGGCGUGCGCUAUGCGCUGGUCCUGGAGGACGUGCGCAGCUCCCGGCAGGCGGAGGACAGCGUGGUCAUCGACAUCCUCGAGGUCCGAGGGGUGAAAGGGGUCUUCCUGGCCAACCAAAAGACUAAUGGGAAGGUGGUAACACUUAUAACCUACAACAAGGGCCGUGACUGGGAUCGCCUGAGGCCCCCGAGCACGGACAUGAACGGGAAACCCACCAACUGCGAGCCCCCGGACUGCCACCUCCACCUGCACCUGCGAUGGGCAGACAACCCCUACGUGUCAGGCACCGUGCACACCAAAGACACUGCUCCGGGCCUCAUCAUGGGUGCAGGUAACCUGGGCUCUCAGCUGGUGGAAUAUAAAGAAGAAAUGUACAUCACGUCGGACUGUGGCCAUACCUGGAGGCAGGUGUUCGAGGAGGAGCACCACGUCCUCUACCUGGACCACGGCGGCGUGAUCGCAGCUAUCAAGGACACCUCCAUCCCCUUGAAGAUCCUCAAGUUCAGCGUGGACGAAGGCCUGACCUGGAGCACGCACAACUUCACCAGCACCUCUGUGUUCGUGGACGGGCUGCUGAGUGAGCCGGGGGAUGAGACACUGGUCAUGACCGUCUUUGGCCACAUCAGCUUCCGCUCCGACUGGGAGCUGGUGAAGGUGGACUUCCGCCCCUCAUUCUCCAGGCAGUGCAGUGAGGAGGACUAUGGCUCCUGGGACCUGACCGACCUGAAGGGGGACCGCUGCAUCAUGGGCCAGCAGAGAAGUUUCCGGAAGAGAAAGUCCACGUCCUGGUGCAUCAAGGGGCGGAGCUUCACAUCGGCGCUCGAGUCCCGGGUGUGCAGGUGCCGGGAAUCGGACUUCCUCUGCGACUAUGGAUUUGAGCGCUCCCCCUCCUCGGAGUCUGAGGCCAACAAGUGCUUUGCCAGCUUCUGGUUUAAUCCCCUGUCCCCACCAGACGACUGUGUCCUGGGCCAGACCUACAGCAGCAGCCUCGGGUAUCGGAAGGUGGUGUCCAACGUGUGUGAGGGCGGCGUGGACCCCCGGCAGAGCCCCGCGCAGCUGCAGUGUCCACUCAUGCGGCCCCGGGGCCUGCAGAUCAGCAUCCGUGGCGAGGCAGUGGCCGUGCGGCCUGGAGAGGACGUCCUGUUUGUGGUGCGGCAGGAGCAGGGUGACAUCCUGACCACCAAGUACCAGGUGGACCUGGGGGAUGGCUUCAAGGCUGUGUACAUGAAUCUGACACUGACUGAGGACCCCAUCCGGCACCGCUACGAGAGCCCCGGCGUCUACCGCGUGUCUGUCAGGGCAGAGAACGUGGCUGGGCAUGACGAGGCCGUGCUCUUUGUCCAGGUCAACUCCCCCCUACAGGCCCUCCACCUUGACGUGGUUCCUGUGGUCGGCGUCGACCAGGAAGUAAACCUCACAGCCGUGCUGCUGCCCCUCAACCCCAAGCUCACUGUGUUCUACUGGUGGAUCGGCCAUAGCCUGCAGCCCUUGCUCUCCUUGGAGAACUCCGUGACCACACGGUUUGCAGACCCAGGGGACGUACGUGUGACGGUGCAGGCGGCCUGUGGAAGCUCAGUGCUGCAGGACUCCACGGUGGUCCGCGUGCUGGACGAGUUCCAGGUGGUGGCUCUACACUUUUCCAAGGAGCUGGACGCCCACAAUCCCAACACCCCUGAGUGGAGAGAGGACAUCGGCCUGGUGGUGACGCGGCUGCUGUCCAAGGAGACCAGCGUCCCUGAGGAGCUCCUGGUGACAGUGGUAAAGCCAGGACUGCCUACCUUGGCCGACCUGCACGUGCUCCUGCCCCCUCCCAGGCCCACGAGGAAGAGGAGCCCCACCAGUGACAAGAGACUCACCGCCAUCCAGCAGGUGCUGAAGGCACAGAAGAUCAGCUUCCUUCUGCGGGGCGGGGUCCGGGUCCUGGUGGCCAUGAGGGACACAGACACAGGUUCUCAGAGGCUGGGAGGCGCUGGUGGCUACUGGGCAGUGGCGGUCCUCUUGGUCAUCGGACUCUUCGCGGUGGGCGUGUUCAUUCUCUACAAGUUCAAAAGGAAACGCCCCGGGAGGACCGUGUAUGCCCAGAUGCACAAUGAAAAGGAGCAGGAAAUGACGAGCCCCGUGAGCCACAGCCAGGCCGUCCAGAGCGCCAUCCAGGGUGAGGAGUUUAUAGAUGAUGAUCUCGACUCGCAGACUCUAGGGAAUCACUCCGGCGUGGUCCUGAGUAUCAACUCCCGAGAGAUGCACAGCUACCUGGUGAGCUGAUGUCCCCAACGCCGCGCCCGGGACACUCGCCUCUGCGCCGUCUCAGCCCCGGAGGGCACCGGUGCCCGGACCCGCGUCCCAUCGGAGACCUGCGGAAGCACCACCUCCUCCAGCUGUCCCCACACACGGGGGAUAGACGUCCCCUCUUCAGCUCACGCCCGCCCAGCCCACAAGACGCUCGGGGAGGGGCCUGCGGACCCCUUCCCCGCCCCCAUCCCCUGGACACCAGGCCCUGGGCGCCACCCGCUCUCCCCACCCUGCUCUGAGCUUGUCUCUGCCCCUAGCCCCUGUGGACCACAGGCUGCUGAUGCCUAUUGUCCCAGCCCGAGGCCUGGCCUCCCUAGGGGGAGGUGAGCCCGUCAGGCGGCCCUGCAGGCCCUGUCCCAGCACAGGGGCAGGAGUCCUGCUUUCUUCCUCAUCACCCCAGGGAGGGCGGCUCCUACCCGGGAUGGCCUUCUUCCUGGGGUGUCCCCCUGAAUCCAGAAAGCCUCUGCCCCAGGCCCCACCCCUGCCCCAGGCUCUCUGAAACAGCCCUCCAUGCCUCCCUCUUUCCGCCUCCUUUUAAACUGCAGAUGAUGUAAAUACCUCUCUAGGCAGCUGUUUGCGUUUUGGGGGUUCGCUCCCCUUUCUAGUCUCAACGGCCAGGCAGUAGCCAUCUGCGUUGCUUUCUCAGAGCCCCUGCUUGGGGACCCUUCCUGGAGGGCCCAGAGGGGCCAACACUCUCUCAGCUUUGUCCCCCCUGGCCCCCCCCUCGUGCUUCCCAGGCUCCCUGCCCACCCACCAGGUCUCCUCCUCCCCACAGGCAUGGAGGGAGUACCCCUGCCCCAGGGGCACCAAGGGUCCCAUGCUUCCCAGCAGUUGGAGGAACCUGGGUGGGAGCCCAGGGACGAGCCAAGGUUUUGGAUGGCAGAGCAAAAGGGCCCUCUAGGAGUGUGCCCCUCCUUCUGAAGGUGGAGAAAUUUUUGAGGCCCAGAGAGGGAGUGACUUUCCCCAAGUCAUAACAGCAACACCACGGCCGCCGAGGUGCCCCAGGGACCAGCCCUGCCCUGCCCUCCGGUGCAGGGAGUCUGCUCACUCACAGAUGCCUAGAAUCAGGGACACUAGCCUCAGUCUACACAUGUGAAUAUAUGGGGGGGGGGUGUUCACCUUUUGCCUUGAAACCGGAACUCAGUAUUCUCCCUCCCUUCCUCCCUCCACCCCUCUGCCUCUCCCUGUCCCUCUUCCCUCCUUGGCCUCCCUCUACCCCUCCUCCUCUCCCCUCCCAGCAGGGCUCUCCCUGGCCCAGGGCCUUUCCUUAGGGGAUAGGGACACCAGAGCCCAGGCUAGAUGCUCCCAGGCUCCUAGUGAGUCCAGAAUGAAGCCUAGCAGGGCACUGCCCCAUGUCUCCUAGAAGAGGACCAUGGCCUGCAGGAGGGGAGGCCCAGGGACGCACCCUCAGACCCACAACAGCCCCCCCAACCCUGCACGCAGGAGUCACUUAGUCUUUGUGUUACAGAUAGGGACUCUGAGCCCGUGGGGAGGAAGGGGUCACAGGACGUCACCCGCCAGGUGGAGGAGGCCCCCUGCUCACCAGCUGUUGCUUCUGGGCCCCACUCCAGAAGUUACCCUCUAGGUUGUUCUCAAGACCCUCAAGAGAAGGGCUGGGGCCUGAGGACCCAGGGACAAGUUGCAGGUGUGGUCACUGUGGGGAGAGGCCGGGAUUCUUUGGAUUUUUGCACCGCUUCCUUCCAGCCCGUUAGCAGCCUCCAAAGACAACUUCGGGAGCCCAGUGUCCUGCUGUCCACCCCCACCCCACUUGCCCCAUGAGCCUCAGAUGCACAGGGUCAGACACCUGUCAGCACCAUCCUGGUCCAAGGUCAAGGUCAGCAUGGAGUCCCCCGGCCACAGCUCUCCACCCCGCAGCUCACCAGUGCCUGCGGGUGACAACCCUUGACCUUCUUUGACCACUCGACUUCAUUCUCUCUCCUGCUUGGGUAGGGUUGUGGUUGUUCUUCCCCCUUAGUUAUUUGUGUUUUUCUGGUAUUUUAUUAUUUCUACGAAGAGUAUUUUGAGCGUGUGGACCCAAGAGUCCGGGAAUCAGGCGACAUCUGACACGACCUUAUGUGUGUCCAUGCCCAUGACCGUAGAGAUGAGCGUGUAGGUCUGUGGGGGAACGGGGUACACACUUGAGGUGCUGCACGUCUGCGGGCCGGUGUACGAGGCGCUGGGGACACAGCGCGGUCUGCACAGGCAGCCGACGCUUCAUUCGAACGGGCUAUGCCCAUACUUGGUAUAUGCACAUAACAAAGACGCGAAAAAUCCUUUCUUAUUUUUCCUUUUUAAAAAUCAAUAAAUCAUUUGUGAUGCUUUUAACAAAGA